Mycena citricolor is the source of this 481-nucleotide messenger RNA. NCBI's taxonomy places the organism in Eukaryota, Fungi, Basidiomycota, Agaricomycetes, Agaricales, Mycenaceae. The record is from the annotation of a GenBank genome assembly.
GUAACAACAAGCGGGCGCAGUACAGCGCGACCUUCGUGAGUAGCCAAGGUCACAUCCGGGGCCAGUUGCUCCUGCAAUUGUCCGCGAGAGUAAGUAUCCCCGCUCACACGCAUGUGCGGCACUCGCAUCGCACGCCGAGUACACCGCAAACCCGUCCGCAGUGCUUGUGAAUCUGCGUACGCUCCCCCGCCGUCGCAGAAUCCUCGGAGGUCGAACCAAUUGAAUACAGAUCGCGUCUCACGCCACAGGGGUGCCGCAAUGAUCUUGGUUGCGCCACCACGACGUGUAUGCAUCGCGUGGGUGCGCGUGCGCUCUGAGCCCAAGAUGACGGGGAAAAACCUGCUGGAUAAGGAACAAAGCUCGGUUGCGAAGUUUUGAUUGAGUGACAUUUUCGGAAGCAGCUUGUCAAAAACUUAAAAGGCACGUUACUAUCACGUGACAUAGUUCAGAUCGGCGCUUCCAGAUGGAAUACAGAGCCAGG